AGCAAAGGCCUAUUGGCGGCAGGAGUGCGCAUGAUUCGCCACUUUUGUUUUUUGUACUUUGAAAGAUUUCAGCUUUAAUGUAGCCCCAUACCCAUCUUAGUAUUUAAAUGGAGAUUUUAUUUAUAUACAAAAUGACACCCAAGUCCAACUCUGUGGACUAAACGGAAUGUAUGAUUUUCUGUAGAGUGUGGAAUCUGCCGAGCUGAACUCCGCGCUGACCAACACGCGCGCUACUUCCUUGUUAGUGAGUCGGUGUGAGGCGACGAGAAGUUUGAGCCCCGCGUCAGUAUGUGUGGAUUUAGCGAACGUCUUCGGUGAAAUCUUCCCUUUGGAAAGCUCACCUCGCCGUUUUUACCGCCGCACCGGGGCCACAGCGCUAUCCGAGCCAUGGAGGCUGAUUUAAAGGCGGCUGUGAGGCGGAUCUGCUAAGUUAGCACAGGCUUGCUAACACCGUCUCUUCAUCAUACGCGCGGAACUGGAUUACAACUCGAGGCGUUUAUUGACUUCUCCGAGGCGCUUUAAGGAUUUGUCCGACCGAUGUGCGUUGUGACGGUCGGAUGCGGUGUGAUCCGGUGGGGAACGGCCGCUGUGUGAACACUCGGACGCUAACGCUUAGCCGUGCUACACUAGCGCUUACAGUGGGCUUCAAAUGUUUUGCUUUGUUUGCCGGGGACUGAAGCGCGAGCGAUAAAAGUGGGAUCUUAAAUGCCGAACACGGAGAUCGUUCCCCGCGAGGGCCGGGGGAGAAGCCCGCCGCAGAGGAGUCCGAGGGAGGCGAGACGGAGCAAGAGCCGCCGCGAGCGGCACCGGGACAAGCGCCGGUCCUCGUCCUCCUCCUCCCGGAGAAAGAAGCAGAAGCACGGCCGGGAGAAGCAGCAGCAGUCGUGGCAGCAGCAGGAGGUGCUUUACGGGGAUGUUCGGACUUUAGUGGAGUACGACGACGUGAGCUCGCAGUCCGAGCGCUUCUCCGGUAGCCCGUCGCCCAGAACCGACACGCCGUCCGUGGACCGGCUGAGCGAAGCCGAGCUCCAGGACGCUUCCACGCCGGGCAGGAGGGAGCACACCUCGGCCUCGCGGAGGAAGGACGGAACCGGCGGCUCGGCGGAGAAGGAGGCGAAGAGGAACCGGUCCAGCGGCGUGAGGAAUCACGACAGCAACGGCAGGAAGCCUUCGUCCGCGACCCAAGCCGACAAAAAGGAGUCGAAGCGACACAAAAGCAAGUCCAAAUCCGAGAAGGACCCUCCUUCUGCCUACAGGGACCCGCCGCAGGCCUACAGGGACGACCGGGAGGAGCUCAGGCCCUACUGGAGGAGCAGCCCGAGCUUCCGAGCAGCGGAGAGUCCCUACGGGGCGGCGUAUUCCUACGGACACCAGUCUCCGAACACAAACUUCCCGUUUAUUUCCAGGAGGAGCCCCAAGAGGCUCUCGCCGAGCUCGGGCUACUACGGUCGCGAUGCAGAGGUGCACGGAGCCUAUAACGUGUCGAAGUCGCCGGGUGGUAAGAGGAAGCGCUCCCCGAGCAGCCCGUGCUGGCGCCGGUCCCCGAGCUACGGCCGACACAGCCCCUACGAGCAGGGCGAGGUCCCCUGCAGGCGCUCCCGGAGCCCCAGUCCGGACGGCAGGCGGACAGGAAAGUCCCGCAGCAGGAGCCCGUACCAGUCCUCGCGUCAUUCUCGCUCGCGCAGCCGUCACCGGCACUCACGGUCCCGCAGCCGGCCCUCCAGUCUGUCCCCCAGCUCCCUGACCCUGAAGAGCAGCCUGGCCGCCGAGCUCAGCAAGCAGAAGAAAGCCAAGGCCGCCGAAGCCGCCCGCGUCAAAAACUCCAGCAACGCCUCCACCCCGACCAAGGGCUCCUCGUCCUCAUCCAGCGCUCCCCAGCCCAGCCCCGUCACCAACCACACCACCAAGAAGACCAGGCCUCCGUCACCGCCGCCGGUGUCCGAGAAAGGCCCCAGAACCCCAGCGUCCAGUCAGCCGCAGUCUCCUGUGGAUCGACCCACCAAGAAGAGCUCAGACGCCUCGCAGUCCAGCAGAGAAGUCAAGGUGAAGGAGGAGAAAAAGAAGGGAGGACAGCCAAUGCAGGUCAAAGACAAGGACCGAGAGAAAGCAGCUGCUCCAGCCGUAGCCUCUCUUCCACUGGCAGCCAACAAUCUGGAUCAUCUGGAUGGAAGCGACAGCAGUAUCUUGAAGGAGUCUUCAGCAACCACAGGGAAGAAGAAACCCGAAAGGAAAGCCCGUCACCUCCUCGCAGACCUCCCUCUUCCUCCAGAGCUCCCUGGUUCGCCCCACAGCCCGCCUGAUGACAAAAAGACGCCCACCCCGCGGAAGAGACCAAAAAUUUGUGGCCCACGCUUCGGAGAGAUCAAAGAGACGGAGAUAGACUGGGGAAAGCGGUGCGUUGACAAGUUUGAGAUCAUUGGGAUCACUGGAGAAGGUACUUAUGGACAGGUGUACAAAGCCAAGGACAAAGACACUGCGGAGUUGGUGGCCCUAAAGAAGGUCCGUUUGGACAACGAGAAAGAGGGCUUCCCCAUCACAGCCAUCAGGGAGAUCAAGAUCUUGCGGCAGCUCAACCACAAGAGCAUCAUCAACAUGAAGGAGAUCGUCACUGACAAAGAGGACGCUUUGGACUUCAAGAACGACAAAGGGGCGUUUUACCUGGUGUUUGAGUACAUGGACCACGAUCUGAUGGGCCUGCUGGAGUCGGGCCUUGUGCACUUCAACGAGAGCCACAUCAAGUCUUUCAUGAGGCAGCUGCUGGAAGGACUGGACUACUGCCACAAGAAGAACUUCCUACACAGGGACAUCAAGUGCUCCAACAUCCUGCUCAAUAACAAGGGUCAGAUCAAGCUGGCAGAUUUCGGAUUGGCUCGUCUGUAUAACUCUGAAGAGAGUCGGCCGUACACCAAUAAAGUGAUCACUCUGUGGUAUCGGCCGCCCGAGCUGCUGCUGGGAGAAGAGAGGUACACGCCUGCCAUCGACAUGUGGAGCUGCGGGUGCAUUCUGGGAGAGCUUUUCACAAAGAAGCCCAUCUUUCAGGCCAACCAGGAGCUGGCGCAGCUAGAGCUCAUAAGUCGUAUCUGUGGCAGCCCGUGCCCCGCUGUGUGGCCAGACGUGAUCAAGCUGCCCUACUUCAACACCAUGAAACCAAAGAAACAGUACCGGCGGAGGUUAAGGGAAGAGUUUGCUUUUCUGCCUCUGUGGCAGGGCUGCCAUGAAUUGUGGAGUAAGAAGCGGCGCCGGCAGAAGCAGAUGCCGGAGGAGCUGACCGCUCCUAAAGCCCCUCGGAAGGAGCUGGGGCUCGACGACAGUCGCAGCAACACGCCGCAGGGCUCCACCCCUUUUCUGCCUCUGUGGCAGGACUGCCAUGAAUUGUGGAGUAAGAAGCGGCGCCGGCAGAAGCAGAUGCCGGAGGAGCUGACCGCUCCUAAAGCCCCUCGGAAGGAGCUGGGUUUGGAUGACAGCCGCAGCAACACGCCGCAGGGCUUCCCCGCCGCCGGAGCACACAAAGGUCCGAGUGCUGCCGCCGCUACAGCCCUGCUGGACCCCAAAGCUCCCAACUCACAACUGACUCAAGAGCAGCUGGCUGUGCUUCUGAACCUCCUGCAGUCCAAAAGCGGCCCGGUGGGAUCGGCGCAGUUCGCUCAGACCGUGGGGUCCAAGAUGAACCCAGAGACGCUACAGCAGCUGACGCAGGCUUUGCCCCCUGGGCCACUGGAGUCUGAAAGACCCCCAGAACCGCCUCCGCUCCCCAAAGUCUCUAAACCCCCUCAGCCACCUCCAUCGGGGGCCGGAGCGCCCCGCACCCCACCCAUGCCGAAACCGCCUUCGCCCCCCACCCCACAGCAGUCGGUCAAGAGCGACGGAGAGGCCUCGGCCGCAGCCACGCAGACCGCCGUCACCAUGCUCCUCGCUCAGCUCCUCAAAGUCCAGCAGGGUGCAGGAGGAGAGGUCCUAGGGUUCGAGGGGCCCGAGGGCGGCGUCUCAAACGCAGCAGGUCCACCUGAGCCCAGCCCUGUAUCUCCAGCGGCUGAAGGCGGCGUCUCGUCCUCCAGGCCUCUAGAGCCUCUCUCCAUUCUCCCGCCGGACCAGAGACCCCCAGAACCUCCGGAGCCGCCUCCCUGCGCAGACCUGGACUACCGGCAGGCCCCUGAGACCCAGCCAGCUCUGCCCUCCUCCGCAGCCCCAGGAGAAGCUCCCAGACCUCCGGAGCCGGACUAUCUGACGGAGGGACCCGGGUACGGGCUGGACUUUAGCCGGCCUCCACCGCAGUUCAGCUACCUCGGCCACAUGAUGCCCCCCCACCCACCUCUCGCCUCGGAGGCCUUCACUCACAGCAGCAUGGUGUUCAGCGGAGACCAGGACCAUCGCUUCGAGUACAAUCACAGCGGACCGCCGCCUCCUUCCGUUCCCCCUCCGGGCCAAGCCUGGACGUCUCCAUCUCAACCCCUUCCGCUCGGGUACGUCCCCCACGUGAACACGGCCGCGCUUCGGGGCAGAGGACUCCCUUUUUGACGGGCUCCCGAUGAACUUCCGGACGUCUCGGAAAAGGAAGAGUCUAAAAGACACGCGCAGUUGCCCUCAAACCAGCACUAAGCGUCUCCGAACUCGAUGUGGGAGGUUUCUAAGGGCACUCGAGGAACGGCUUGGAGGGAUGGGGAUUUUUGCGUUUCCCGCUCGUACCGUUUCCCCUCCAGUUGGUUUUUGUAAUCUAUUCUACUGCUGUCUUUUAAAUUAAAACUGUACCUUUUUUGAGUGUGCAUUUACCGUGCCAGGGUAAGUGUUUUUAUGACCUUAGCGUCUCCUGUAAUUGAGUAGUGUUACGAUGAUGUUUUGCGCUACUGAAUAAAGUAGGUGGAAACUAGCGACGGUGUGCUGGAGGAAUGUGCUGUAUCUGCACACGUACAUGACCAGUGAUGUAAAUCGUUUUAUUUUUUCUUUCCCUUUUUUUGGUCAGUUGUUUUUUUCUUUUUUUCUUCUUCCUACAAGUAUGGGCUCUGUCGCUAGGGUAAGUUCACUGGAGGGGCUUGUAAAGGACUGAGACUGGUAGCACUUCUCGACUGAACUGGUGAAUCUGCUGAACGAGUGAACCGAUCAAAGCUGUGUUUCUCGCCGGCUCCCACCAGCUCUUGUCUAAAGCCAUUGUAAAAUCGAAAGA
Sinocyclocheilus grahami is the source of this 5158-nucleotide messenger RNA. RefSeq names its product cyclin dependent kinase 13 (gene cdk13). Gene Ontology annotation, biological process: protein phosphorylation; positive regulation of transcription elongation by RNA polymerase II. Bases 706 to 4515 code for a protein of 1269 amino acids. Lineage: Eukaryota; Metazoa; Chordata; Actinopteri; Cypriniformes; Cyprinidae. The transcript is spliced from 14 exons. Gene Ontology annotation, cellular component: cyclin/CDK positive transcription elongation factor complex; nucleus. Gene Ontology annotation, molecular function: RNA polymerase II CTD heptapeptide repeat kinase activity; cyclin binding; ATP binding. The record is from RefSeq and is a predicted model, not a curated record.